AUGGGUCAGGCUUUGGGUUUAGUGCAGGUUGAUCAAUCAACUGUAGCCAUCAAAGAAAACUUCGGCAAGUUCAGUGAGGUCCUGGAGCCUGGUUGCCACUUCCUGCCCUGGUGCAUAGGGCAGCAGAUUGCUGGUUACCUCUCCUUGCGUGUGCGCCAGCUGGAUGUCCGCUGUGAAACAAAGACAAAGGACAAUGUCUUUGUCACUGUUGUUGCAUCUGUCCAAUAUCGCGCUCUUGCUGAUAAGGCAUCUGACGCCUUCUACAAGCUGAGCAACACUAGGGAACAAAUUCAGUCGUAUGUAUUUGAUGUCAUCAGAGCUACUGUUCCAAAGCUGGACUUGGACGAUGCAUUUGAGCAGAAGAAUGACAUCGCGAAAGCAGUCGAAGAGGAGCUUGAAAAGGCAAUGUCUAUGUACGGCUAUGAGAUAGUGCAAACGCUGAUUGUUGAUAUUGAGCCUGAUGACCGUGUCAAGAGAGCAAUGAACGAGAUCAAUGCAGGCAAAAUGAGGGUGGCAGCCAGUGAGAAAGCUGAGGCUGAGAAGAUACUCCAGAUCAAGAAAGCCGAAGGAGAGGCGGAAUCCAAGUACCUGGCUGGUGUGGGUAUUGCAAGGCAGCGCCAGGCCAUUGUGAACGGGCUGAGGGACAGUGUGCUCGCCUUCUCAGAGAACGUUCCAGGCACCACUGCCAAGGACAUCAUGGACAUGGUCCUGGUCCUGGUCACCCAGUACUUCGACACCAUGAAGGAGAUUGGGGCCUCCUCCAAGUCCUCUUCAGUGUUCAUCCCUCAUGGUCCUGGAGCUGUUAAGGAUGUCGCGGCGCAGAUAAGAGAUGGCCUCCUGCAGGCUAAACUGCAGUGA
Miscanthus lutarioriparius is the source of this 858-nucleotide messenger RNA. Lineage: Eukaryota; Viridiplantae; Streptophyta; Magnoliopsida; Poales; Poaceae. The record is from the annotation of a GenBank genome assembly.